AUGGAAAGCUUGAGAGAGAGACUGUACGCUUUGAACAAAUUAGAUGAGCGAUGGAUGAUGGCUCAAUGGGCGACAAAGAUGGCACAACAAAGGCGAAAGAGUUGGCACGACAAGCAUUUGCGAAGAAUGCGGUUUACCCCAGGGCAACUUGUAUUAAAGUUUAAUGGGUGCAACGAGAUCAAGCCCGAAAGAUUCAAGGUAAAGUGGCUGGGCCCUUUCAAAGUUCGCGAGGUCGGCGCGAACGGGGCGAUCAAGCUGUGGACACUGGACGCGCAAGAGAUGCAGGACACAGUGAAUGGCUCUAAAUUGAAGGUGUACCAUGAGCGAGAAGGACCCAACCAGCGGCACAAGUAA
This is a messenger RNA of Cryptomeria japonica (Japanese cedar), 354 nucleotides long. RefSeq lists its product as uncharacterized. The record is from RefSeq and is a predicted model, not a curated record. Bases 1 to 354 code for a protein of 117 amino acids. NCBI's taxonomy places the organism in Eukaryota, Viridiplantae, Streptophyta, Pinopsida, Cupressales, Cupressaceae. The transcript has a single exon.